AUGUUGCUGUCAGGUGUAGGACGCACGUCCCGCCUCUGUGCGGACCAAAUCAACAAAGACCUUCCCACAGUGCCGCCCUUAUUCUGUUUUGACCAGGUGGACAGCGGCGGCGGUGGCUCGGCUGAAGUGAUGGUGUACUCUCUCGGCUGGGGCAUGGGCGAGCCGGAGCGGCGCGGCGCGGAGCGAAAGCGCGCCCAGCCGCCCACCAUCAGCGUCGUCCACGCACCGCUCUCGCCCGAUGACGGUCAUGAAGUAGACGUCCUACCUCUCCAUAACCAGGUUGGAGGUCACACCAGACUGCUGGUGUUAAAUGACAGUACAGUAAUCAAGCCGCUUAAUAUACGCGAGCUGCAUUUUUACCAGAACAUUCCUGAAGAUAUCCAGAACUUUGUACCCAGAUACAAAGGCGUGAUGCAGGCAUCUAACACUGGUGGCCCCAAAUUGGACAAACGCUACUCUCCUUGUUUCCGCGACGAGAACGGGCGCAAGCAAUCACUGGGCGGCAAGCGCAAGCGCGACGAUGUAUUCAAAUUUAAGGUACACCGGAACGGCAAUGCGAGCGACGUCCUAAAAAGUAUUGCACACAUAGACAAUACAAAUAAGCAGUAUUACCUGAUGAUGGAGAAUAUAACAUCGUCGUACCGACGGCCGUGUGUCCUCGAUCUGAAAAUGGGCACGCGACAGCACGGUGACGACGCUUCCGCAGAGAAACGCACAAAACAGAUUGCCAAGUGUGCGGCGAGCACCUCAGCUACGCUCGGUGUUAGGUUGUGCGGAAUGCAGGUAUACGAGGCAGAAACAGGCGCGUGUGUGCGGCGUGACAAGUACUGGGGGCGCGCGCUCACGGAGAGCGGACUGCGAGAAGCGCUGCGCGACUUCUUCGCGGCCGGCAGCGCGCUGCGCGUGCGGGUCGUGCGGCGCGUGCUGCGCGACCUGGACGCCCUGCGCCGCGCUAUCGCCAAGCAGACCAGCUACCGAUUCUACUCAUGUUCUUUAUUAAUAGUCUACGAGGGAGACUUGUCCAGCACGCUUUCGACGGACGAAGCCAGCGGCGUGAGCGAGUACGACGGCGACGCGUCGAGCAGUUCGACCGAGUGUGCGCCGUCACACUUCGACAUGUCCACGUUACACGACGAAAUCACGUCCGACUCGCCGGGUCGCGAGCCUUUCAGACCGCAUUCCGAGGAGACGAUGGGCGGCUACGAGGACGGCGAGGUGGCCGGGAACUCGCCACGGCGCCAGCCGCCCAGCCCCGACUCGGCGGACAGCUGGAUGGCGUACUCGUCCACGUCCAGCGAGUCGUGGCGCGGCGAGGCCGAGGCGAGCGCGGAGGCGACGGAGGCGAGCGGCAAGCGCGCGCGCACGCGGGACGGCUGGGCCGCGCCGCGCCUCGCGCCUGUGGCGGCCGACGAGCGCAUGGACGUGCGCAUGAUCGAUUUCGCGCACACGGCCUUCGCCGGCGCCGCGGCCGAGUCGCCGCUGGCCACGGCCACGCCGCACCACGGGCCCGACUGUGGUUUUCUCACCGGCAUCGACAGUCUCAAGCGCCUGCUCACUGAAAUUCUGCCCCCGCAGCCCUACAGUUAA
Messenger RNA from Arctia plantaginis, 1587 nucleotides. The record is from the annotation of a GenBank genome assembly. NCBI's taxonomy places the organism in Eukaryota, Metazoa, Arthropoda, Insecta, Lepidoptera, Erebidae.